AUGAGCCUCGACUACACCACCGUCAGCGGCACCUGGACCGCCCCCAACCCCGACACGGCCGGCGGCGCGGACUACACGCUGGUCCUCAACGCCCUGCAAAGCUGCAGCCUCACGGGGUCCAUGACCGCCGUCUCCCCAAACACACACGUCGAGACCGCCAUCACGCUGCAGGGCCGCAUCGACCCGGGGGUGCGGCCCAGCGCCGGGCCGGACGCCGGGUACGCGCUCGGGUGGGUGCUCGCGCCGCGCGUGGAGACGGGGCUCGAGCACUCGACGACCAUGUGGAACGCGCUGUACUUCCCCAGCACACAGCGCAUCGUCGCGCAGUGGGUCGUCGUCGCGAGCACGACGCCCGGAGAGGCGUGGGGGAGUGCGAACGUCGGCAGCGUCGUGUACACACGUGGCCGCACAGGGCUGAGUAAGCAGGAGGCCGCGCAGACGGAGGAGCAGCACGUGACCGACGUCCCGGCCGAGAUGCUGAGGUCGGAUCCGGAGGCAUCGGAUCCGGAGACCGCGGCCGCGGCGCUGGACUACACCCGGUUGAAGGGCACGUGGUACAACGAGCUCGGCUCGUGGAUGCUGCUCUCGGCGUGGCCCCAAGGCUCACUCGUCGGCCUGUAUAACUCGAAAAAGGGCGAUGCCUCUGCGGCGUACGAGCUGCGCGGCCGGUUCGACGUGUCCGCGCCGGUUGCCGAGGGCAUGGGCCUGUCGUUCGGGUGGGCCGUUGGGUGGAACAACGCCGCGCACGGGGACUCGUACUCAGCGAGCACGUGGGUGGGCCAGCUGUUCCUCGGCCCGACGCCGGAGGAUGAUGUCAUCACGACGCAGUGGCUGCUCGGCGUGAGCACGGCGCCGGAGAAGAUCUGGGCGGCGACGAUGCUCGGCGGAGACGUGUUUACCCGCGGCGCGCCCAAGGCUGCGUUGGCGGCGACGGUGCCUAGGGUCAGCGUGCUCGCACACCCUAGCAUCGACAAGAUUGUCGAGAAGGGCGAGGCGAUCGCGAAUAUGUAA
Mycena indigotica is the source of this 1011-nucleotide messenger RNA. RefSeq names its product Streptavidin. The record is from RefSeq and is a predicted model, not a curated record. Gene Ontology annotation, molecular function: biotin binding. The transcript has a single exon. NCBI's taxonomy places the organism in Eukaryota, Fungi, Basidiomycota, Agaricomycetes, Agaricales, Mycenaceae. Bases 1 to 1011 code for a protein of 336 amino acids.